Prosopis cineraria is the source of this 2125-nucleotide messenger RNA. RefSeq lists its product as uncharacterized. The coding region runs from base 98 to 1600 and encodes 500 amino acids. NCBI's taxonomy places the organism in Eukaryota, Viridiplantae, Streptophyta, Magnoliopsida, Fabales, Fabaceae. The transcript is spliced from 14 exons. The record is from RefSeq and is a predicted model, not a curated record.
GUGAAGACUUUGACCACAAAUUCCUCUUCGCAGUUCCGACUACGGUAGUAAGAACUGAGACCUUCCCUUCCAAUAAUCCUCUUUCAGGGUAACGAAAAUGGGACGAUCUCGAUUAGAUGCGCUCAUCACCGUGUUCGUUACGGUGCACCCGCACGAGACGUCGGCUCUGCUUCACUCCUUCUUCUGCUUCUUCUUUAUUUUGAGCGCCUAUUUUGUAGUUCUUCCGUUGCGGGAUGAGGGGGCCAUCUCUCUGGGGCUAUCGAAUUUGCCUGGUCUAUUUGUGGGGUCUUUACUGCUCACUCUGACAGCGGCACCUGUUUCAACCCUCAUAUUUUCCCUACCCAAUCUUUCCAGAAACAAGGCUUUGGUUAUGAUACACAGGUUUUUUGGUGUAUCACUUGUACUGUUUUUUUUCCUAUGGCGAUCCUCAUCAGCUGGAUCUUCAGCAUCCAAAUUGAUGGAGUCCACAACUUUGACUUCAUCCUCAAAGCCUGAAGAGAAGGUUGAUGACCAAGGCACCCUUUCAUCUUCAAUAGGCUGGGGAAACCAUGGAUGGUUCUAUAUUACUGUUCGAAUAGGAUUGUUCCUUUGGGUUGCAUUGCUUAAUCUAAUUACAAUUUCUUCAACAUGGGCUAGGGUAAUUGAUGUGAUGGACAGUGAGUCAGGUUCAAGAUUAUUUGGGUUUAUUGGUGCUGGUGCCACACUUGGCCAACUUUUUGGGUCAUUGUUUGCUACAGGAAUGGCUUGGUUGGGCCCAUUUCUGCUUUUGUUUGCUGCUUUGUUAAUGGAAUUUGCGGCACAGUCAUCGAAAGGGAUAAAUCUGCACAUGUUCCAUCUCCAGGAAGAAGUAACUCCCAUCAGAGAAGCUGAUCCUGACCAGAAAAAUGAGGCUCAUGAGAAGAGUGAACAUGCAACCAGAAGUUCCCCUAAGUCAUCUACUUCUGUAGUGAAGCUACAAAUUUGGGCCCUCUUGGAUGGCCUCUGGCUUAUACUGUCAUCAACUUAUCUGUUGCAUGUGUCUUUAUUCCUCUGGCUGAGUGCAGUUAUCUCUUCAUUUUUCUAUUUUCAGAAAGUGACAGUGAUUGCUGCAACAGUUACCACCUCUAUUGGGAGAAGAAGAUUGUUUGCCCAAAUAAAUAGCUUUAUUGCUGUUUUUAUCCUUGUUGGACAAUUAACAUUAACGGGACGCAUUCUAACUGUUGCUGGGGUGACUAUAGCUAUUUGUUCUGCUCCUUCUGUCGGUUUUUUAAACCUGGUUGCUCUAGUUGUCUGGCCAACUUGGGUAAUUGUUGCUAUUUGUGAGACACUUAGAAAGGUUGUUUCAUAUGUUGUGACGAGGCCUGCUAGAGAACUUCUAUUUACUGUAGUUUCACAGGAUGAGAAAUACAAAGCAAAAGUAUGCAUAGAUGUGGUUGUUCAAAGACUUGGAGAUGCUGCAGCAGCUGGAAUAUACAAGCUGAUUCUUGGAACUGUUGAAGGGAAAACAUCGGCCAUUUCCCUUUAUGCCCUGCCUUUGUGUUCAUUGUGGAUAGUCACAGCAUUUUAUCUGGGUCGUCGGCAAGAACAGCUUGCAAAGCCCCAGAUUUCCUCCACUUCAUAGAAUUCUUGAGAUGUAUAAAAUGUGAAAGUUGACUAUGGCUGCAAAAGGAAGUGCUUGGUAUCCCUGCAAGUAUCUCGCCCUCCAUGUGAUUAAGAUUGGCUUUUUCAUGUACGCACUUUUGAGUUUUUGCCUUUUCAAUUGAGAAGGAUCUCCACCAGGAAACCAGGGCAGAUUUUGGGUUAGAUUGAGUGUACCGUAAAUAUAAUUAUUGAUUUAACAUCCUUUCCAAGGCGGAUAUAUUUUCGAAUGUCCUAUUAAUUAAUAAAAGCACUUCAGCUUCAAGGCAUCUCACUGCAGGCCAGGUGUUGGUAUCCGAAGGAGUCCAGAAGUAUGAGGAGUAAUGGACAAAAGAAAUCUAAUAUAUUUCCGAUUUUUUAUUCAUACGUCAAAAAUUGAUAUUGGCUUCGGAACUUGAUCAAAGAAUCUCCCUGCUAUUCUGUCAUUGACUCUUGACAUAUAGAGAAGCCUGUAGCUUGUCAAUCAUGUACAAUUUUAACUGAUUAAUGAUUAGCGAAGAUCCUACAA